Messenger RNA from Ustilaginoidea virens, 963 nucleotides. RefSeq lists its product as uncharacterized. Gene Ontology annotation, biological process: peptidyl-serine dephosphorylation. The coding region runs from base 1 to 963 and encodes 320 amino acids. Gene Ontology annotation, cellular component: FAR/SIP/STRIPAK complex. Lineage: Eukaryota; Fungi; Ascomycota; Sordariomycetes; Hypocreales; Clavicipitaceae. The record is from RefSeq and is a predicted model, not a curated record. The transcript has 4 exons. Gene Ontology annotation, molecular function: protein serine/threonine phosphatase activity.
AUGCCAAGCUUGCCAGCCUCCGUCGACUUGGACGAGUGCAUCUCGCGUCUCUACAAAAAGGAGCUCCUUGCCGAAUCCGUCAUCGAGGCCAUAUGCGCCAAGACGAAGGAGCUCCUCAUGAGAGAAAGCAAUGUCGUCCACGUGCGCGCCCCCGUCACCGUGGUAGGCGACAUCCACGGCCAGUUCUUCGACCUCAUCGAAAUCUUCCGAAUAGGCGGCUAUUGUCCCGAUACGAACUACCUGUUCCUGGGCGAUUACGUCGACCGUGGCAUGUUCAGCGUCGAGACCAUCUCGCUUCUUGUUUGUUUAAAGCUACGAUACCCGAAUCGCGUUCAUCUCAUAAGGGGAAAUCACGAGUCUCGCGGCGUCACGCAGUCCUAUGGCUUUUAUACCGAGUGUUCGCGCAAAUACGGCAAUGCCAAUGUCUGGCAUUACUUCACAGACAUGUUUGAUUUCUUAACCCUGAGCGUCGUCAUUGAUAACCAGAUAUUCUGCGUUCACGGCGGUCUUUCGCCAUCGAUACACUCAAUCGACCAAAUCAAAAUCAUCGACCGUUUCCGAGAGAUACCCCAUGAGGGCCCCAUGGCAGAUCUCGUCUGGUCGGAUCCCGACCCGGAACGCGACGAGUUCUCGCUGUCUCCCCGGGGCGCAGGCUACACCUUUGGGGCCCAGGUCGUCAAGAAGUUCUUGGCCGUGAACAGCAUGUCGCACAUCUUGCGCGCCCACCAGCUCUGCCAAGAAGGGUUCCAAGUGCUCUACGACGACCGCUUGAGCACCGUGUGGAGCGCCCCAAACUACUGCUACCGGUGCGGUAACAUGGCCAGUGUCCUGGAGGUCAGCGAUAACGGCGAGAGGUUCUUCAACGUCUUUGCUGCGGCGCCCGAGAACGACGAGCACAAAGACAUGCAAUCCGGAGGCGACAAGGCCGCAGACAGCAACGCGCUCCCCGACUACUUUUUGUAG